Metopolophium dirhodum (rose-grain aphid) is the source of this 3039-nucleotide messenger RNA. Its product is annotated as calcium release-activated calcium channel protein 1-like. Gene Ontology annotation, cellular component: membrane. The record is from RefSeq and is a predicted model, not a curated record. Gene Ontology annotation, biological process: store-operated calcium entry. Gene Ontology annotation, molecular function: store-operated calcium channel activity. Bases 375 to 1163 code for a protein of 262 amino acids. The transcript is spliced from 5 exons. Lineage: Eukaryota; Metazoa; Arthropoda; Insecta; Hemiptera; Aphididae.
UUCGCACAACAGAGAGACGACUGUGAAAUUUUCUCUGCUCGGCCCUCGCCACCAUACUGUCGUGUUACAGUGGCCGUUUGUUCGUUAGUGUGCGUGUGAUAACGACACUAAUCGCUACGUCCAGCGGUGCACCAGUUCUAUUUUCUUCAGAUCUCUACAUAUGUCCUUUACAGACUCUUUUUUAAUCACACUCGAUAAUUGGUUCCACAUUAUCCGAGUCCCGACAGACCUCGUCGCGCGACAAUGUUUUAAUACCAGACUACGAUUAUAACAUUAAUCGCUGAUAUUUUGACGAAUCACCAGUGAAUACACACACAUAAUAUAUAUAUACAUUAUAUACAUAUUUGGGUACGCGGCACUUAGCUCAGUUCUUGAUGUCAUCAUUCUCGAUCAGUUCCGGACACCACACGUUGUACGGCACCAAAGAUAACUUGGUGGACCAAGACUUUAAUUGGCAUUGUUAUAAUAACUUUAACAACCAUCAAAAGAAGGGCAAUAACAUGUCGCAGUGCGACGUUACAGAAGCCGGUGUCCCUCUCAACUCUCCUGCUUUUCUUUCUUGGCGUAAACUUCAAUUAAGUAGAGCUAAACUCAAGGCUUCAAGCAAAACAUCAGCGCUUUUAUCAGGUUUUGCUAUGGUGGCAAUGGUAGAGAUGCAAAUUAGCGAAGACUCUACGGUACCAGAAGGAAUGCUUAUAGCAUUUGCUAUAUGUACCACCCUUUUAGUUGCUGUUCACAUGUUGGCUCUAAUGAUAAGUACAUGUAUUUUACCAAACAUUGAUGCCGUAUGUAAUCUCCAUUCGGUAAGUCUCGUACAUGAAGCUCCACAUGAACGCCUACAUUGGUAUAUAGAAACUGCAUGGGCGUUUUCAACACUUCUUGGUCUUUUAUUGUUCCUAGCUGAAAUUGCUAUAUUAUGUUGGGUUAAAUUUUAUGAUAUAUCUAAAUAUGCAGCAUGGUCUGCCGUUAUUAUGUUGAUCCCUGUCCUAGUGAUAUUUUUAGCAUUUGCAAUACACUUCUAUCAAUCUAUGGUAGCCCAUAAGUAUGAAGUGACUGUGAGUGGUAUUAGACAAUUAGAGCUUCUGAAAGAACAGAUUGAAGCUGGUGACUUAGAACGCACAAAUGGAUUGUUACUGAAUACGUCAGGCACACAAAUUGUUUGACAGUACCUUCAAGUGAGGCAAAUGUUCUAAAUAACCCUUCAGUUCUUAUAAUAAAUAUAACUUUAAUGGUGCUUUAUUAAACAAAACUUUGAAAAAUGUUCACAUGAUGUGUUACUGUGUUUGACUUAUUAUCUUGACUGUUGCCUAUAAAGUUUUUUUUUACCAUUUGCCAUAAAUCUAACUUAUCCUAUAAAUUAAUCUUGUUAUUAUAAAGAUUUAAUGAAUACAAGCUACACAUAGUAUAUUAUAUUAUAUUUUAUAUUAUUUUUCUUUACGGAGCUCAACAUUUCCUAGACUAAUUAUAAAGUUUUAAGUUUUACAUGAAUAAACUUUUAUGUUAAAUUGUAUAUAUUUUAACUUUAACAGUGUAAUAUAAUCUAUAUUACUUUGCCAAUCUACAAAUUAAGCAUUAUCUAGUAACAUUGUUAUUAUUUUUUCCAUAAUAUGUUACUAUUUACCCUGACAUUUAUUGGCCUGUGAUCAAAUAUGCUACAUCAAAAUAAAGAAUGUUAUAAUUAUACUAACUUAAAAAAGUGAAGCCUUUAGGUAUUUUAACUAUAUUAUUUUGAUGCAGUUUAAUACAGUUUUAAGAACUCUUCAGUUUGGUUUAAUAUUUUUAAUUAUAACAUAAUAUAUUAGGUAAAGCCUAUUUUUAGUUUGUAUUUCUCACCAUAUAUUUUUUAUAUAAUUUUUAUCGAUGAAUAUUUUGCCUGUCACGUGUUUUUCAUCUUCUACACAAAAAAGAUUUAUAGCAUUUUUUUUUAUUUAACUUAUAACAAUUGUUUUAUAUUAUUAUUGUUAUUAUUUUUUUUUUUUUACUUAUUCAUUGUUUUUUUCAUGUGGACAUUUAUAAUAAUAUUGUUCAGAUAGUUCUGUGUUAAAUUAUAUAUGCAUAAUAUAUAUAUAUAUAUAUUUAUAAGAAAAACAAUGAUUUCAACUCAUUCUAUUUGUUAAAAUUAUCCGUAACAAUUCUAUACUUGUCUCUAACGACAUUUAUGUUAAUGCUUAAUGUAUGUAAUGUAUAUGUACUUAUUAGAAUUCUGUACACUUUUCAAGAUUGUGAUGUAUUUUUAUAUACAGACGGUAAGCAAUAAUAAAUGUUAAAAUAUUUAAAUUGCUGUUUUUGCUAUGAAGAGUACAACCUUGAUCAGUUAAUCGAUACAUGAUAUUAUGACACGAUAUUAAUAACACUUUAUGAAAUAGUUUUCUUUCCAUUUUUUUAUAAUAAACAAUUGUUUAGUGCGUUUAAAUACAGAGUGAUCCAUUUAACUGGCUAUCCUAUUAGUUAUUUAUGACAUAGUUAUAUAUUUCAUUAUCAUAUCAUUCUUACUCGUCACUCAUCAAACCUAUUUAUUAUACUUGAACAUGUAUAGAUUGUAGAUUACUUCAAUAACAAAAAAAAAAAAAUAGUUUAAAGUAUUAAUUUAAUUUAUCACAAUGGUCUUUUGUUGACAAUUAUUUUUAUUCAUAUUUAGAAGCAAAAUGCUUUUCCAAAAAAGUAAUUUUUAUGGCAUAUAGACAUCGGAUAUAAGAUUGAACAAAAAAAUGGUAAGUGGUAUCCUGCAAAAUGUAUGAUCUACUGACUAAUGGUUAGUACUCUACUAAACUAACCGUUUUAUGUUUUGAAACGCUUUUUCACGAAAGAAUUGUAGAUAUUUAGUACCUAUAUAUUCUACAUCUUUAGUUUAGAAAUUUAUUAUUCAUCUUAUGAAAUAAAAAUUAGAAAAAUUAAAAAUCACUGUACACUGAUAAAAAUAAUAAAAUAAUUACUUGUUUUCUUUAAAUGUAAUUUAGUAAAAUAUAAAUAUGUAAUAAGUUACGCUUCAAGUUUCAGCUACACAAAAAUCUACUUGGACAAUAAAUGUAGUUGUUAAAU